GUGAAGUGUGGGGGGGGGGCUGUUUUGAGAGUGAAUUUGUAUUUUAAACGUAAACAGCGAUAAGGUUCAGUAUUGUGUGACUCGGGAGUACCUUGUACACAACACUGUUUCACUUCGACUAAAACCAUGUCUAAUGUAUCUUUUGACCCCCCAGAUAUCGAGAAUAUAUUGUCAUUAAACCCAUUGACACCUCGUUUUGCCAAUGUGAAAGCAACAACUGAGACCAAAAAAGUGAAAAAACUAUGGAAGAGAAAUGACGACAAAAAUUGCAAUUCAUGCCACAAUUAUUUCAAAGACUUCAGUGACAUCAAACCCACCACCUUAAGUGAAAGAGCUGCUCUCAGGGAAGCAGGAAGAUGCCUCAAAUGUGCUGAUGCUCCCUGUCAGAAAAGCUGUCCCACCCAGUUGGAUAUCAAAAGUUUCAUCACAAGCAUUGCUAACAAGAACUAUUAUGGUGCUGCAAAAGCUAUACUUUCAGACAAUCCUCUUGGCCUCACAUGUGGAAUGGUAUGUCCUACCAGUGACCUUUGUGUGGGAGGCUGUAAUUUGGCUGCUGUUGAAGAAGGACCCAUCAACAUUGGUGGUUUGCAACAGUUUGCUGUUGAGGUCUUUAAACAGAUGAAGAUCCCUCAAAUUCAUGAUCCCAGUUUGCCACCACUUGAGAAUCUCCCAAACAGCUAUCGGGCCAAAAUUGCCCUGUUGGGUUGUGGGCCUGCCAGUAUUAGCUGUGCCACUUUCCUGGCUCGCCUUGGUUAUUCAGACAUAACUAUUUUUGAAAAGAACAAGUAUGUUGGAGGUCUCAGUUCUUCAGAGAUUCCAGAGUUCCGUUUGCCCUAUGAUGUUGUUGAUUUUGAGAUUCAACUCAUGAAAGAUCUUGGGGUCAAGGUCCAACUUGGACAAGCUCUCUCAGAAUCACAGUUAACUAUUUCUAAAUUGAGGAAAGAUGGUUAUGCGGCAAUUUUUAUUGGAAUCGGUUUACCAGAUCCUCGGAAAUCAGGAGUAUUUGCCAACAUGACUGAAGAAAAAGGCUUCUAUACUUCAAAAAGUUUUCUGCCUAAAGUGGCCCUGGCUUCUAAAGCAGGAAUGUGUUCCUGCAAACCAUAUUUACCAAAGCUGCAUGGUAAAGUGAUAGUUCUUGGCUGUGGAGAUACUGCUAUGGAUUGUGCCACUUCUGCCCUUCGGUGCGGUGCCAAACGAGUGUACAUUGUCUUCAGGAGAGGAUUUAACAAUUUCAGAGCUGUCCCAGAAGAGAUGGAGGCUGCAAAGAAAGAGCGAUGUGAAUUCAUCCCUUUUAUGUCACCUAAGGAAGUCCUUGAGAGAAAUGGUCGCAUUACAGGAAUUCGGUUUGCAAAGACAGAAGUGGAUGAGAAUGGCCGGAUGACAGAAGAUGAGGAACAGUUGGUAGUGUUGAAAGCUGACUUCAUAAUAUCUGCAUUUGGUUCCUUAGUCUCUGAGGAUGAAGUUAAAAAUGCCAUGAAACCGAUCAAGUUCACUAAAUAUAACCUCCCAGAAGUUGAUUUUGUCACCAUGCAAACUAGUGAAAAAGAUGUGUUCUGUGGUGGAGACAUUGCUGGGAAUUCAGAGAUGACAGUCGAAGCUGUUAACGAUGGAAAACAAGCCUCUUGGUUUAUGCAUAUGUAUUUACAAUUUCUUCAUAACAUAACAGUAAGUAAGACACCAAAUCUGCCAAAAUUCUUCACUCCCAUAGAUACUGUUGAUGUAAGCGUUGAAAUGUGUGGAAUAAAAUUUGAAAACCCUUUUGGACUUGCUAGUGCUACCAACUGCACGAGUUCCUCGAUGAUACGAAGGGCCUUUGAAGCUGGAUGGGGAUUUGCUGUUACGAAAACUUAUGUUUUAGAUGAGGAUUACAUCACCAAUGUGUCUCCAAGAAUUAUACGAGGAAGCACAUUUGGACAGAAUUACGGCCCUGGCCUUGGAUCAUUCUUAAACAUUGAAUUAAUCAGUGAAAAGACUGAGAAAUAUUGGUAUGAAAGCAUCAAAGAACUGAAGAGAGAUUUCCCAGAAAAGGUUCUCAUUGCCAGCAUCAUGUGUUCCUUCAAUAAAGAAGAUUGGCAGAAGUUAGCAAAAAGGGCACAAGAAGCUGGAGCUGAUGCAAUAGAAUUGAAUCUGUCCUGUCCCCAUGGAAUGGGAGAAGUCAAUAUGGGACUUGCAUGUGGAACAGUUCCAGAAACAGUAAAACAAAUCAGCAAAUGGUUGAGAGAAGCGGUUUCAAUCCCAUUCUUUCCUAAACUGACACCAAAUGUCACUGACAUAGCUUUGAUUGCAGAAGCAGCUAGAGAAGGAGAGGCUGAUGGUGUCACUGCAACCAACACAGUUUCUGGAUUAAUGGGCAUCAAACCAGAUGGUACUCCAUGGGCAGCUGUUGGUAAGAAGAGAGCCACAACAUAUGGUGGUGUGUCUGGUAAUGCCAUCAGACCAAUUGCGCUGAGAGCUGUUAGUUCCAUUAGUAAAAGGCUUCCAAAGUUUCCUGUAAUGGCCACUGGUGGCAUUGAUAGUGCUGAAGUUGGUCUCCAGUAUCUGAUGGCUGGUGCUUCUGUUCUACAGGUGUGCAGUGCCAUUCAAAACCAGGAUUUCACUCUAAUUGACGAUUAUGUGACAGGAUUGAAAGCAAUUUUAUAUCUUCGUGCAAUCAAUGAACUGAAUGACUGGGAUGGACAGAGUCCACCGACGGCCAUCCAGCAGAAGGGAAAACCUGUGCCAGAAGUUCUUCAAGGAAAGGAAUUACCAUCAUUUGGCAAUUACCUAAUAGAAAGAAAGAGAAAACUGGUGGAAUACUACAAAGAUAUCGAUCUACUUUCACCUAAGAAUGAACCGCCUAAAAUUCGACCACCCAACAUUCCAUCUUCUUCUGUACAAGGAGCUCAGGAGAUGAUUGGUUAUGCUCUACCUCACCUGUCUGAUCAUACUUCGCUGGAUAGAAAGGAACAAGUCGUUGCUUUGAUAAAUGAUGAUUUGUGCAUCAACUGUGGAAAGUGUUACAUGGUGUGCAACGACUCUGGAUAUCAAGCAAUAACUUUUGACUCGGUGACUCACAAAGCUCAUGUUACAGAUAACUGUACAGGUUGCAACCUUUGUGCAUCUGUGUGUCCCAUUAUUAACUGCAUUGAUAUGAUACCACGUACAACACCAUUUGCUCCAAAGAGAGGUCCGUUCCCACUUAAAAUCAGCACCAGCAGCCAACUUGGAGAGUAUUGAUCUUGUCAGAUUCACAUAACCAAAGAAUGAUUAAAAUUUAAUCACUUAUAAAUCAUUUGUUUAAUUGUUUAUAAAUAAAUUCUUUAUAAUCAGUUA
This is a messenger RNA of Octopus sinensis (East Asian common octopus), 3312 nucleotides long. RefSeq names its product dihydropyrimidine dehydrogenase [NADP(+)]. Bases 127 to 3216 code for a protein of 1029 amino acids. The record is from RefSeq and is a predicted model, not a curated record. Gene Ontology annotation, cellular component: cytosol; cytoplasm. The transcript is spliced from 23 exons. Lineage: Eukaryota; Metazoa; Mollusca; Cephalopoda; Octopoda; Octopodidae. Gene Ontology annotation, molecular function: NADP binding; uracil binding; iron-sulfur cluster binding. Gene Ontology annotation, biological process: uracil catabolic process; thymine catabolic process.